UGUUAAGUCCAGUAGGAUUGCUGAUUCUACAAAUACUUUUACAGAACUAUAACAGUGAUAGUAUUCGGUUUCUCACUGACAAGAGUGUUAUCUUAAAAAGAGUGCUAUAUGUGUAUUAUAAAAUUUUAAACAGAUGGCGGAACCUAUGAAAAAAUGGGAAAGAGUACACGCCACGAUGUUUCACAGGUUUGUUUAUUUAUGUGUAUAUUUUGUGCAGAGACUGAUACUAUAUAUUAUGGAAUCUACGAGUGUAAAUAAUUUAAUCCGAAAAGUAAGGCGUAUUAACAUUCGUAAAAUACAACCUCCGCAAGAAGUUACAAAGAACAUCAAAUUAAUGGAAGACUUGUUGGCUGGCAAUUGUGAGUUCACUAAAUGGAAAUACCAAACAUUCAAUCGACCCUACCACUUGGUAAAAUUGAAAUCAAGAGAUGAAUUAUAUAGUUUGGUUGCCGCGAGAUUUAAUUAUACCAUGACAUCUCCCAAAGGAACACAUUAUGCAUUAAACAGCGUUCUUAGAGUGGAAAAUCCAUUUUUACUAGCACAAUUUUAUUUGAGAAAAACUCGCUUGGAUAGAAGAGAAAAACGAGUGAGUGUAAAUUUAUUUCACGGAACACGGAACAAAAAUCUGAAUCCUAUAUGCAGAGAUAAUUUUAACUGGCGUUUAACAGGAACAGCAAAGGGGUCAAAAUUUGGGCAAGGUGUUAGUUUUUCAACAAGGUCUGAUUAUUCAAAACAUUUUGUAAACACUUUCGAUUUUGGCGAAUAUCCAAAACUGCGGACUACUGGAUUAGGUUCAGCUAUGUUCAUGGUGCAAGUGCUUAAAGGAAAAAGUCAUAUUGGAAAUAAAUACACCAGGAUUCCCGAAAAAGGAUACGAUACAACUGAUAACGGAAAGGGCACGGUGAUCGUGAAAUAUCAGGAUUUUGAGUUUUAUCCGCAGUCUAUUUUAUUAAUUAACUAAUCAAUUUAUUUGUCCUUAUUUUUGUUCUUUCAUGUAGAAAUACUUUAUUAUCUAAACGACGCUUUCUAUGAAGAGUUUUUCUUCAUUUCAUUAUCGUUAUUUUUAAUUUGUUAUUCCAACCAAAGUUAAUUAUUAUGUUUAUUUAAAUGUGAUUUUAUUUUUUAUAUACUUUUACAUCAAUGUUAGUUAAAUUUUACAUGUUU
Messenger RNA from Aethina tumida (small hive beetle), 1164 nucleotides. RefSeq names its product protein mono-ADP-ribosyltransferase PARP11-like. Gene Ontology annotation, molecular function: NAD+ poly-ADP-ribosyltransferase activity. The transcript is spliced from 2 exons. The coding region runs from base 134 to 961 and encodes 275 amino acids. Lineage: Eukaryota; Metazoa; Arthropoda; Insecta; Coleoptera; Nitidulidae. The record is from RefSeq and is a predicted model, not a curated record.